UUCAUUGUCAGUCGGUACACACAUCGUUCACUGCUCACCCAAGCUAAUUUCGUGUUCGUGUCGCGCCAAACCUGUCCUUUCACUUAACUCUACUCAUUCUCUCAUUCUCUAAAUAACUAUCACUUUUACUGUCAAAGCUUUUCCUUAGUGAAUGUCCGUCCCUCCCAAUUCUUAUAUUGCCUCUUCUUCCGCAUCCCCAGACUUCUUCUGGUGGCCCUUUGCUUCUACCUUCUCCACACCUUCCACCUAAAGCUCUCGCCAUGCUUUACCGUCCUUCGCUCCGUCUGCUGUCCGCCACAGCCUUACUGGCCACCCUCUCCUCUGCCGUCAAGGUCAACCCUCUUCCAGCUCCUCGAGAAAUCACCUGGGGUUCUGCUGGCCCUAUCGCCAUCGGCGAGCUUUCCCUCACCGGCGCUGACUCCGACUCCGCAAACGCGCAGCUGGUUACUGACGCGUUCGCCCGCUCGUGGAAAGCUAUCAAAGACCUGAAAUACUACCCUCAAGCCACCGAGGCCCCCAUUCCUACAUACGCUGAGUUUCCUGGUGCAACUCAGAUCCCAUGGAAGCCCGCCGCUCCAGCCUCGAAACAGAAGCGCACAACUCCUCUCAGCGAGGUUCAUUUGAAGGUCGAGGACUGGGACGCUGACCUCCAGCAGGGCGUCAACGAGUCCUACGUUCUCUCGAUUGGCGAUGGAGGUCACACCAUUGACAUCACCUCCUCGACUGCCUGGGGUGCUCUGCAUGCUUUCACCACUCUGCAACAGCUCGUCAUUUACGAGAAUAAUGCCUUCUCCAUCGAACAGCCUGUCACGAUCAAAGACGAGCCAAUGUACCCAUUCCGCGGUAUCAUGGUGGAUACCGGCCGUAAUUACAUUAGCACCGACAAGCUCAAGGAGCAGAUUGACGGCCUCUCGCUCUCAAAGAUGAAUGUUCUUCACUGGCACCUUGACGAUACCCAGUCAUGGCCAGUCGAGCUCAAGACCUACCCCCAGAUGACCAAGGACGCCUAUUCCGCACGUGAAGUCUACACUCAGGACUGCAUCAAAGACAUUAUCCAAUACGGCCGCGCACGUGGUGUGCGUAUCAUCCCAGAAGUCGACAUGCCAGGCCACGCCUACUCGGGCUGGCGCCAGGUUGACGAGAGCAUCAUCUCUUGCGGUGACUCCUGGUGGUCAAAUGACCUUUGGUCCUACCACACCGCUGUUCAGCCAAACCCGGGUCAGCUUGACAUUAUCAACGACAAGACAUACGAGGUUGUAGAGAAGGUGUACAAAGAGCUUGCUGGUGUGUUCACGGACCAUGUCUUCCACGUUGGUGGUGACGAGAUUCAAAAGGGCUGCUACAACUUCUCCGAGCCCAUCACCAAGUGGUUUGCCGACAACAGCUCCCGUACCUACAAUGAUCUUGUUCAAUACUGGGUCGACAAGACCUGGCCGUUCUUCAUGGACUCCACCGACCGCAAGCUGAUGCUGUGGGAAGAUGUCGUCAUUUCUGGCGAGCACGCUAACAUCGACCCCAAAAACAUCAUCCUGCAAUCAUGGAACGGUGACGUUGUGAACAUUAAGAACCUCACCAACCGCGGCUACGAUGUCGUCGUUUCCUCGUCCAACUGGUUCUAUCUCGACUGCGGCAACGGCGGUUAUGUUUCCAACGACAACCGCUACAAUACCCAGAUUAAUGCCAAUCUCGAGGAUGGAGUUCCCAACUUCAACUAUGGCGGUAUUGGCGGUUCCUGGUGUGCUCCCUUCAAGACCUGGCAGCGCAUCUACAACUAUGACUUUACCGAAGGUCUGACUGAUGAUGAGAAGUCGCAUGUCAUUGGUGCCUCUGCGCCCCUGUGGACUGAACAGGUUGACGACACUAUUAUCAGCCAGAAAGUGUGGCCUCGCGCCGCUGCUCUGGCCGAACUGGUGUGGUCCGGCAACAGGAAUGGCGAGGGCAAGAAGCGCACAACCGAGUUGACGCAGCGCAUCAACAACUUCCGCGAGUACCUCGUUGCGAGCGGUGUGAUGGCCGCGCCCCUGAUGCCAAAGUACUGUCUGCAAAACCCACAUUCGUGCGAUCUCAACUGGGACCAGGAUGCCUUGAACAAGCUUCCGGGCGCUCCUUGAAGAUAUAUUUUUGCUUUCCCUCUUGAUACGGGCGUCCUUUUUUUCGUGGGGGACAAUGUGCUUGGAAAGCCUUUUUUAGAAAUACUGAAAACAAGACGAGAAAUCAUACCGUGGCUGUGGCUAGGACAAGCUGCGGCUGGUCAAAGAAGAUCGAAGAGAGAAAGUGUAUGUGUGACAUCUAAGGAGGAUAAAGGGA
This is a messenger RNA of Pseudovirgaria hyperparasitica, 2307 nucleotides long. RefSeq names its product beta-N-acetylhexosaminidase. The transcript has a single exon. Gene Ontology annotation, molecular function: beta-N-acetylhexosaminidase activity. The record is from RefSeq and is a predicted model, not a curated record. NCBI's taxonomy places the organism in Eukaryota, Fungi, Ascomycota, Dothideomycetes, Acrospermales, Acrospermaceae. The coding region runs from base 261 to 2111 and encodes 616 amino acids. Gene Ontology annotation, cellular component: membrane. Gene Ontology annotation, biological process: glycosaminoglycan metabolic process; carbohydrate metabolic process.